AUGGCGACGCUUUGUGGUGAUUUGUGGAAACGUGCGCUUCCAGACCACGAUAUAUUCAAUAAAGUUAGACAAAAUGUUCAUUCGGAGGAUCGAGCAACUUCAGAUAGAUUCUCUAAAAACCUCAUAUUCUGCUUAAAUAGAGAUUUCUUUAUUUGGGAUGAAGCAGAUAGUGUAUUUUACACUACACACUUUGGAGAACUGAAUUCUGAAGAUGGGGUGAAUACUGUAAAAUACCAGACCUUGUUGUGCACCUGUCCUCCGCUAUUUGAAGUGCACCAGGUGCUCCUCAGCCCCACUCAGUCCCAUGUCGCCCUCAUCGGCCGGCGGGCUGCCACUGUUCUUGAACUCCCUCAGCGCUGGGGGAAGAAAUCUCAGUUUGAAGGAGGACGAGACGUAAUUCACUGCAACUCUGUUCCAGUGGCCGAGUGCCUGUUCGCCAUGUGUGGCUCCCUGGCCCUCAGACAGGCUGCCUGGUACCCCGGCGAACCAGUGGAGCCCCAUCUAGUCUUGCUCACCUCAGACAACACAAUCAGGUGUUACAGCCUGAAGGAGCCAGAGAGCCCGGCAAAGGUACUCUGUGUGUCGCAGACAGAAGAGGACUGCUGGACACACCCACGAGGGCGUUCUUAUGCAGCUUCACUGGGUGAGAUCGCUGUGGCAUUUGACUUUGGGUGCCUGGUGGACACCCCUCACCUUCCGACCAGCCCGUGCUUCAGAAGGGAGGUGCUCGUCUAUCCGCUGUACAUUCUCUAUGAGAAUGGAGAGACUUAUCUGAGCUAUAUGUCUUUGUCCUGUAGCGGUGGGAACCUGGGAAAGGUCCUGGGCCCUCUGCCCAUGUACCCGCCGGCCAGGGACAACUACGGCCAUGACGCCUGCGCCGUGCUCUGCCUGCCCUGCGUCCCCAACAUCCUGGCCAUCGCCACGGAGACAGGCCUGCUGUACCACUGUGUUGUUCUAGAACCAGAGGACGAGGAGGAGGAGGAUGGAGGAGGCGGAGUGGUGGCCAAGUGGAUGAGGAGAGCGGAGAUUGUGCCCACGCUUUAUGUGUUUGAGCGCAUGGAGCUGGAUAGUUUCAACUGUAGCCCAUCAGAUGACGAGGGCUUUGAGGAGUCAGACACGGCCUGCUCCAUCACACUAUACGCAGACCCUCUGUGCCAGUACAGAUACCACUGUGUCCAUGAGGCUGGUUUGCAUAGUGUUGGCCUCCCAUGGUUCCACAAACUGCGCAAGUUCCUUGAGUCUGGGGAAGAGGACAAAGACGGCCUGCGGCAGCUAGCGUCGGAGCAGCGUGGCAUCGUGGAGCGCACCCUCAGCACCAGGCCCCACAGCAGCCGCAGCAGUGUGCCGAUGCCUCUGAGGGGGUUCUGGAUCGUGUCUGACUUCUCCCUGGGCGCCUGUAUGAUCUGCAUCACCAGCACCUACCAGUGUCUACUGCUCCCCCUGCUGUGUGCUAUCCGCGUUGCGUCCCCUGGCCUGCUGUGCUCUGUGCCAGAGAGGAGGCCUAAGAGCUCUACGCUACGAGGUCUGGCACAGGACACGCUGAAGCACAACAUCCGAAGCCUCCUCGCUCGGAAUGUCGCCAAACCACUUCCUGUAAGAGCUGGAGCUAUGGAGGAGGUGCUGCCACCACAGGACUGUCUGCAGACGCUGAGCAGGGCCACUCAGGUGUUCAGAGAGGAGUACAUCCUCAAACAGGACAUGGCCAGCGAGGAGAUGCACAGGAGGGUGAAGCUGCUGACUGCUCACAAGACCAAACAGCAAGAGGAUCUGGCACUAUGCGAUGAAGAGAAGAAAUGGCUUGUGGAGAUGGCAGUGAGGCUGGAGGAUAAGUAUCAACAUGCGUCACACAGACAGGAAGCUCUGAUUAGCAGAGUUAAAGGGAUAGUCGCCAGUCAGCGUGGUCAGCUGACCGUGUUGUCCAAUAGGGAGAGAGAUAUGAGGAAGGAGCUGCAGGUCAUCAGCAGGCACCUUCAUCACCUCAGCAAAACCAUCAAGGAGGUUAAAAUGAAGACCGACUACCAGGAGAAGACCCUAACAAAGGGGCCGUGUCUGUCCAAAUCAAGUGCCGUACUGAACAGCCAGCAGAGGAGGAACGCCCAAGGGAUUCUCAAGGAGCAGGGAGGGCAGAUUGCUCACAUCACGAAGCUCUUAAAGGAUCUCAAAAACCACUUCAGUUUCUGAAAUACUAGAAGUGGCCUCUUUCUAGGCUGUUUGUGGACAGUUGUUUUUUAUUUUUGGUUUUACAUUAACAAUACCAACAGAUGGUUAUGCCUUAUUUCUGUUCUUGCAACAUUGGUUGUAAUUAGAUUACUUAAAAUUGAGAGACACUAUGUUUUUUUUGGUGUUAUUGUUUUGUUAAUUUAUUUAUUUUACUUACAAUAGAUUGUUUCAAUCCAUGAAUAUUUCAGUUCCAUUCCAUUGAGUACUGCAGUUCGACUUGAAUGUGGACUCUUCUACAGUGGAGUUUUGGCUCUGUUCUCCUUUCUCUAUACCACUUGAUAGUGAAGCACAGAUCCCUUGCCUGGAUGAGGCUGUAACGUGCCUUCUCCGUUAGCGCUGGAUGUGUUGGUGCACACAGCAGGUAUUUAAAUCCCCCGUCACCCAGCCCAGCAUACUGUCUGAAAACGCUGAGCUGAGCGCCCGUCCAUUACAAUGCUGGGAUUACUUCGUGCUGGAAGAGGCAGCACGCACGCUCUACAUAGUCUGCCAUGUCUCCCGCCUCGUCUCCCUCUCCUAUCACUAUGUGGCCUGACGGACUACCUCGUUAAAGCCUCGGGAGACUGAGACGGAGCUUUUGCUGCUUCUCUCUGUGAAAUGUGUUUGUGUGUGUGUGUGUGUGUGUGUGUGUGUGUGCAUGGAUGUUCAUCUCAGGUCCCUAGUCAAGUUGUGACUGCAGACCCAGUUCAGUAUUAGCAUUUGUGAUGGACCAUAUUUCUGUGGACUCUGUUUGAACUGUUCUACUUUUGCUCCUGUGCACAUUUUUAGUUGGACUAGUGUUGCUAUUGUAGCAUAUUCAAAAAUGAGUCAAGUGCACAAUAAUAAGCUUUGGACUCUUCGUACUUCAUGGUGCAGAUGAUGUCUCUUUAUUUGAUUGUUAACGGUUGUUUGCUUGAAGACUUACUUGGAAUUGUAUGUUUAGUGUUUACUACUGCUUUCCAACUUGAAGUGUAAAUAUUUCUUGUAGGCCCCUACUGUAUUUGAAUAUCCAGGAUGUGAAUACUAUAAACAUCAGUUUAUGUAGCAUUUAUCAUUUAUUUUGUUAAAUACAGUAUAUUUCAAACAACCCCUUAAUUGUCAAGUAAUUUGUAAAAAGAUAUACGUUUUUAAAAACGGCUGUAUGCCGUGUCAACUUCAGAUGCUUCCAUCUCCUCA
Molecule: messenger RNA, 3372 nt
Organism: Engraulis encrasicolus (European anchovy)
Lineage: Eukaryota; Metazoa; Chordata; Actinopteri; Clupeiformes; Engraulidae
Gene: nup88
Product: nucleoporin 88
Exons: 17
Coding region: 1-2181 (726 amino acids)
Biological process (GO): ribosomal large subunit export from nucleus; protein import into nucleus; ribosomal small subunit export from nucleus
Cellular component (GO): nuclear pore
Molecular function (GO): structural constituent of nuclear pore
Source: RefSeq, a predicted model, not a curated record